Messenger RNA from Leishmania mexicana MHOM/GT/2001/U1103, 1185 nucleotides. Its product is annotated as dihydrolipoamide acetyltransferase precursorlike protein. Gene Ontology annotation, biological process: pyruvate decarboxylation to acetyl-CoA. The record is from RefSeq and is a predicted model, not a curated record. Gene Ontology annotation, cellular component: pyruvate dehydrogenase complex. The coding region runs from base 1 to 1185 and encodes 394 amino acids. The transcript has a single exon. Gene Ontology annotation, molecular function: dihydrolipoyllysine-residue acetyltransferase activity. NCBI's taxonomy places the organism in Eukaryota, Euglenozoa, Kinetoplastea, Trypanosomatida, Trypanosomatidae.
AUGAUGCGGCGCACGCUGCUCUGGCUCGUGAACUUCGAGCCUGUCUUCAUGCCGGCCCUCUCCCCGUCGAUGGAGACAGGCACGGUGGUCGAGUGGAAGAAGGAGAUUGGCGAGCUCGUGAAGGAGGGCGAGGUCUUCUGCACCAUCCAGACGGACAAGGCAGUGGUGGACUACACGAACACAUUCGAAAGCGGCUUCCUCGCCAAGAUCUACUGCGGGAACGGCCAGUCUGCCCCCGUGGCCAAGACGAUUGCUGUGAUGGUGAGCGACGCGGCGGAUGUCGGUAAGGCGGACGAGUACACGCCUGAAGGCGAGGUGCCUGCCGCGGAGGCGGAGGCACCCGCCGCUGUUGCUGCUGCUGCGCCGGCCGCCGGUGGUGCCUCCUCUGAGGCGCCGGCAGGCGUCACCUGUGAGCCUGUCUUCAUGCCGGCCCUCUCCCCGUCGAUGGAGACAGGCACGGUGGUCGAGUGGAAGAAGGAGAUUGGCGAGCUCGUGAAGGAGGGCGAGGUCUUCUGCACCAUCCAGACGGACAAGGCAGUGGUGGACUACACGAACACAUUCGAAAGCGGCUUCCUCGCCAAGAUCUACUGCGGGAACGGCCAGUCUGCCCCCGUGGCCAAGACGAUUGCUGUGAUGGUGAGCGACGCGGCCGAUGUGGAGAAGGUUGCCAACUACUACCCCGAGGAUGCCGUUGGCGGUCCGCCGGCUUCCGCCGCGGACCCUUCUGCCGCCGCCGCUGCUGCUGCGGUGUCAGCUCGACCCGCUUCAUCGGCCGCGUCUGCCAAGCACUACGGUGGCUCGCUCGAUGCGGCGGUGGCGGCUAGUGGCCCAAGCGUGGCCCGCAUCGCUGCUGGUCUGGAGCCCAGUGCCCUCGCUGACAUCGCUCCCUCUGGCAAGGGUGGGCGUUUCCUGAAGUCCGACUUUUCCGGUCAGCCCGGCUUCGACUACAAUGACACCGCGCCGCCGCGAGCGAUGCAGCAGAAGGCGGCCUCCGCCGCUGCCGCUGAUGGGGCGAGGAAGGCGGCUGCGAAGUCUGCUGCCCCGGCGGCGGUAAACGGGGACGUUUACAACGUUGUUCUCAAGCCCGGUCCUGUGUACAAGAGCGUCAGCGACACGGCCCUGCUGAAGAAGCUCAUCUCCACCAUGCACGUACCGAAGCCGAAGUCAAAGAAGGCCGCUGAGUAA